Molecule: messenger RNA, 570 nt
Organism: Momordica charantia (bitter melon)
Lineage: Eukaryota; Viridiplantae; Streptophyta; Magnoliopsida; Cucurbitales; Cucurbitaceae
Product: F-box protein CPR1-like
Source: RefSeq, a predicted model, not a curated record
AUGCUCACCUCCCUCAAAUUUCCCCUCGCAUCUGCGGCUGUUGUGGACAUGGAUCUUCCAUUGUCCGAGCAUUUUCAGUAUUGCGAAUUCAGCGGCCAUUCUCGCGGUUUAAUUUGCCUCUCCAAUAUGCUCGGCAAUAUUUUCCUCUGUAAUCCAGCAACCGGAGAGCUUCGCAAGCUGCCCCCCUCCAUUCUCCUCACCGAACCCCCCGAGGACCCCUUCGAUCCAAGCUGUACACGCACGAACGGAGUUGGAUUCGGGUACGAUCCGAAAUCAAUGGAUUUUAAGGUCGUUAGGGUUGUGACAUUUGAAGAAGAAGAAUAUGAAUAUGAAUGUUACAGAACGGAAGUGUACGAUUUGGGGAAAGAUGGUUGGAGAGAAAUCGAAAGUCGUGCUUGUGGGUUUGUAGUCUCGGGUUGUUCGUUUGAUAUGUAUCACGAAGGAAUGUAUUACUGGAUCGCGUUAGAGGAGGACGAGGAAGAGCACCAGGAAUGUAUUACUCCUUACUUACGAUUAGAUGAAAGUAUAGCUUUCUUGGUUUUCACAAAACCAAACUCCUUCCAUUUCUAA